Vitis riparia (riverbank grape) is the source of this 2305-nucleotide messenger RNA. RefSeq names its product ankyrin repeat-containing protein NPR4-like. Gene Ontology annotation, cellular component: plasma membrane. Gene Ontology annotation, molecular function: protein phosphatase 1 binding; protein phosphatase regulator activity. The transcript has 3 exons. The coding region runs from base 27 to 2180 and encodes 717 amino acids. The record is from RefSeq and is a predicted model, not a curated record. NCBI's taxonomy places the organism in Eukaryota, Viridiplantae, Streptophyta, Magnoliopsida, Vitales, Vitaceae.
AGGAAGCAAGAGCGCUAAUCAAGAAAAUGAGAACCUCGCUUUUCAAGGCUAUUGCAACCAACGACAAGCCCGCCUUCAUUCAGCUAAUCAAUGAAGGAUAUGCCUUUGAGACAACGGCUAAAUCUAAGAGCACCGUGUUACACCUGGCUUCAAGGUUUGGACAUGGCGAAUUAGUGCUGGAAAUUAUCAGGCUGCAUCCCAGAAUGGUUGAGGCCCGUAAUAAAAAGGGAGAGACUCCAUUGCAUGAAGCUUGCCGGAAUGGAUACCCCAAGGUGGUCAUGCUGCUAUUAGACGCCAAUCCCUGGCUUGGUUGCGCGCUCAACAAUGAAGACCAGAGCCCACUUUUCUUAGCUUGCCACAACGGGCAUCCUCACGUAGUGGAGCUCAUUUUGAAACAACCCUGGAUGGUGGAAUUCGAGGAAGACAAUCCGGAUAUGAAUUGUCUUCAUGUCGCUGUAUCAAGAGGGCACACAUAUGUUGCUAUAAGAAUAUUGGAGGUAUGCCCGACUUUUGCUCCAAAGACUGACGACAUGGGACUUUCAGCAUUGCACUAUGCUUGUAGUGGGAACAAUCUGGAGAUAACAAAAAUGCUUCUAGGGCUUGACCCGGGUCUUGCAGUGAAAUUUGAUAACAAUGGUUAUACACCACUGCACUUGGCGGCCAUGAAUGCCAAAGAUGCAAUCCUUGAGGAAUUCCUAGCGAUGGUUCCCACUUCUUUUCAACUUCUCACAAGGGAGGGAGAGACCGUCUUUCACCUUACAGUAAGAUUCAACCGAUUCAAUGCCCUUGUAUGGUUGGCACAGAAUUUUGGUGACACGGAUCUCUUUCACCAACCUGACAAAAGUGGUAACACCAUCUUACAUCUCGCAGCCUCUGCAGGGCGCCAUCGGCUAGCAGACUACAUCAUCAAUAAAACAAGGGUGGAGAUCAAUUUCAGGAACUCUGGAGGGCAUACCGUUCUUGACAUCCUCGACCAGGCUGGAAGCAGUUCAAAAAACAAGCAUCUUAAAGACAUGAUCAUAGAGAAAGCCAAUGGUGAAAGGAGCAUUGAAUUAUCGUCUCUUAUGCCAGUGCCAGUGAUUGAGCGAACAAGUCCCCAGCCUCUGGCACAUGAUGAAAGACCUGAAGAUGUACGUGAUGAAGAACUCAAAAUUCCUUUGGAAUCUGGGACACACUCAGAAAGCCGAUUCGAAUUGUCUACAGAUGACAAACUUGACAAUCACACAACAGGGCACUUGCCUGCAUUAUACAUUGAAAUGAAUUCUGGGGUUGAUUUUCUCAACCAUCAAGUUGAAGAGAAAUCUGAAAUUCAGGAUGAUAAUCAGUCUGAACUGCGGCCAGCCUUGUCGAAUAGAACAAGGUAUUCCUCAAACUGUUUGUGUAGACACAAGCAUCUCAGUCAAAGACACAGGAGAGAUCUACUUGAGCUUCACAAAGUUCGCCAGAAUAGGCAAAAUGAAAUAUACAAAGAAGCGCUUCAAAAUGCCAGGAACACAAUUAUACUAGUCGCAGUUUUGAUCGCCACGGUUACUUUCACAGCAGGCAUAAGCCCUCCUGGCGGUGUCUACCAGGAAGGACCAAUGAAAGGGAAGUCCACGGUAGGCAGAACAACAUCUUUUAAGGUCUUCAUGAUAAGCAACAACAUUGCAUUGUUCUCAUCCCUCUGCAUUGUCAUAGUCCUAGUCAGCAUCAUCCCCUUCCAGAGAAAACCAUUGGUAAGGCUUCUGGUGGUUGCUCACAAAAUCAUGUGGGUGGCAGUAUCAUCCAUGGCUACAGCUUAUGUUGCAGCGACAUGGGUGAUUAUACCACAUGAUAGGGGAACCACAUGGACACUUGAAGUUGUAUUCUGUUUCUCUGUUGGAACAGUGGGAACUAUUUUUGUUUAUCUAGGCCUAGUGUUGGUAAGACACUGGUUAAUGAAGUUGAAGACGAGGAGAGAAAAACAUACAAAAUCAAAAGGGAAGAAAGAAAUAGAAGAGGCAGCGGCUGCUGCUGACAAAUUUGAAGUUAUCACAUCAUCCGGUCAGUACUGGAGAGAAAAACAUACCAAAUGGAAAGCAAUGAAAGAAAUAGAAGAGGCAGGGGCGGCUGCUGAUGACAAAUCUGAAGAUGUCACAUUAUCCAGUUACUCUGAUGUUGAUAGUGCCAGGCGCCUAGGACUAGGAUAUCAUGUGUACUAAAAAAUAUGCAUAAAAAACAGAUGGUCCAAAAGAAGUUGAUUUGGUGCCUAAUUUGUGGGGUCAUAAACAUGUUGCUAGUUCAAGGAAAUCCCUUAUGCUUGCUUCUUGUAAGAGUUAAAAAAUUG